GAUCAUGUGGAUUCUUAUUCUAGAUAGGUGCAGUGUCUCUCUCCUGGAUUUCAGGCACAAUGUUUGCGUUAUUGGUUUGCAUCCUGACACUGCAUGAAGUGUACUCUGCGUGCAAUGUGGUAAAAAUUUGCCCAGACAGCACAGCAGUUCAGGCUGAGAUCCUUAACCAGCACAAUGCCUUCCGGAGAGCGGUUACGCCAACUGCUAGAGACAUGCUCAAGAUGAACUGGAGCGAGGAGGCAGCGGCCAGUGCUCAGGCUUGGGUUGACACCUGCUCCAUGGCUCAUGGCCCACCCAGCAGUCGCAUGCUUGGCGACUACGAAAUGGGUGAGAACCUGUUCAUGUCCUCCACUUCUAAGAAUUGGACUGAAAUAGUUACAGCCUGGCACAGUGAGGUCAUAGAUUACUCCUAUCCCAAUGGAUCUAUCAAUGGUAAAUCCAUCGGCCACUACACACAGGUGGUUUGGAACAGUUCAUACAAGGUUGGCUGUGGUGUGGCCCUGUGUCCUGGCUCAGUCUAUUUCUAUGGAUGCCAGUAUUACAGAGCGGGAAACUACAGAGGAGUGGCUCCAUACAAGGAAGGAGCUACAUGUGCUGACUGCCCCAACUCCUGCGAAAACAAGCUUUGCACCAAUCCCUGUCCUUACAUAAACAAGUAUGUCAAUUGUGCCGCAAUGAAAAAACAGGCCGGGUGUAGUAAUCCUUUGGUGUACGCCUGGUGUCCCGCCCUCUGCCUGUGCACCUCCAAAAUCAUCCCAAUAGCAAAGAAGUGA
This is a messenger RNA of Salvelinus fontinalis (brook trout), 773 nucleotides long. Its product is annotated as cysteine-rich venom protein ophanin-like. The record is from RefSeq and is a predicted model, not a curated record. NCBI's taxonomy places the organism in Eukaryota, Metazoa, Chordata, Actinopteri, Salmoniformes, Salmonidae. The transcript is spliced from 7 exons. Gene Ontology annotation, cellular component: extracellular region. Bases 60 to 773 code for a protein of 237 amino acids.